AUGGAAAAUCUUGUUCGACUGGCACAUUUGUCCGAAGAUGAUCUUCUUAGUCUUCCUGAAAGAGUUGUCGAAAACCUUGCUAUCGCUUUUGAUAGUGUAGUCCAUGAAGCUAAUGAGGCGAAAAAACAAAUGGAGCAAACGACGAUAGAGCAGGAAACAAAACUGAAAACUGCCUCCGAAAAAUACUCUCGUUUGCAGUCCGAAUUUGAAUUGGCUGACACCAAGUUAAAAAACCUCCGUGAGGCUCUUAUAAAGGAAGAAAAUAAAUCCCAUGAGUUAUCAGUUGAUCGGGAUAAACUAGCUCAAAAAUUAAAUGAUAGCCAAUCUGUAACCAACGAACUUGAAUUGGUUAUUCAUAGGCUUGAAAAUGACAAAGAAAGCCUCAACGAACUUCUCAGUAAGAAAAAUGAGGAGUAUAUGCGGAUUUCAAAAGAAAUGAAUGAGAUGCAGGCAGAAAUCGGGUCAAUACGUACAAUGAAGUCUGACAUCAUCACUCAAAUGGAAGAAAUAAAAACUGAAAAGAAUAUUCUUGCUCUUCGCGAAAAGAGAUUAGAGGAAACAAGCGCCUCUAUUAAGCAGCAAAAUGUUUGGUAUGAGGAAGAACUACACAAAGCAAAUGACAAACUACUUACAAUUCGAAGCGAAUAUACUGAAAAUUUUCUCAACUUGGAGUCUGAACUAGCGUCAAAGAGAAAAGAGCUAGAGUAUUCUAAAGACGCCGUGUCGAAAUUGGAAAAUGUGGUUAAAAAAUUGUCAGAAUCUAACGAAGAUCACAUUGAUAAAUUGAAGUUGCGCACUGAAGAAUUGACAGCGUUAGAGCAAAUGCACGCUGGUGAACUGGAUGCUCAACGUCGUCUCACAGAGUUGUAUAAAGAAAAGUCUUCCGAUUUUGAGACGAAAUGCGAUGAAUUGCAAAAAGCCGUUUCAGAGUUGCAGUUAUUGCUUCAACAGGGGCAUGAUCAUGUUGUUGUCUUGCAGUCAGAGAAGAAGAGCAUAAUUGAAGCUUUCAAUGAGGAGAAGGAGAGCCUUGUUGCAGCGAAUAUCAGCAUGGCAAGUGAGCUAAAGUCUGCAAAGGAGAUUGUCGACAAAUUUCGUGUCAACGGGCUCUCUCAGGAAGAACUCCUUCAAAUCAACCCCACUAUUGCUAGCACUCUUGCUUCCAUUAAGAGCGGCCGUUCUCUCAUUGACAUUUAUGCUGAGUAUUUGCAAGUUGUUGAAGAACGGGAUAGAUUAAAGGUUGAUAAAAAUCUUCUAGAUGCCCAUAUUAGAGAAUUGGUUGAGCAGUUGGAAGAGAAGGCGCCCAUCUUACGAUCACAGCAAGAAACCUUUAAAAAAUCCACAGAACGUGUAGCCGAACUUGAAAGACAAUUAGAGGCCCUGCAACAAGGUGCCAAGGAAAAGGAGGAGUGCCUUGAUUACCAGAGUCGUCGUGCUGGUUACUUCCAGCGUCAAUAUCUGCGUUUGAAAGAAAAUUGCAAAGAUCUCUCUAUCCAAGUAAAAACUCUCCUCUAUGAGCUUGAAACUGCUCGUGGUACUGUCAUUUCCUCUAUGCCAAUGGACGAGGGAAAUGUAUCAAUACUUCCAGAUAGCAGUACAGAUGAUAUCGAUAGUAGAGACCUACUAAAAAUUUGUUCAGCAGCUGCUUCUGUGAUUGACAAGAAUCUAGUGACUUUUAAGAGUAUCUCUGAUCUUCAGACACAAAAUGCCCGCUUGUUACUUGUAGCAAGAGAUUUGGCUUCCCAAUUAGAGGCACAUGAGUCGAGUAAAGAGUCAUUGGAUAACCACGUCUCAGAGAUAACGGCCAAAGUUGAUGUCCUCUCUGGCGAAGUGGAGGUUGCUCGCUUGUCUGCCUCUGAAGCUCGUUCUGAGACAAAGUUGGCCUGUCGUCAACGCGAUUUGUACAAGAACCUCCUCCUACGCCAUGCAAUUCCACUUCCUGAUUUAUCGCAUUCAGACGAAACGGUUUUGUCAGUUCAAGAUUAUGAGGAGGAAACCCGAGAAAAAUCAAUUGUAUCAACUAACUAUGGUAGGUCAUUGUUAGUCUUUUCAAUUAUUAUAUAUUCCCAGAUGAAAAUUUAUUUAUAUCAAAUGGCAGGCGUUUUGAUAAUUAUCAUUAAUUAUUUCAAAUGGCAGGCGUUUUGA
Messenger RNA from Rodentolepis nana, 2142 nucleotides. The record is from the annotation of a GenBank genome assembly. Lineage: Eukaryota; Metazoa; Platyhelminthes; Cestoda; Cyclophyllidea; Hymenolepididae.